CACUCUCCACCAAGCAAUGCACAGCCGUGGAGCUGUCAUGGAGUUAAUUACUGCUCCACUGUUUUGGCUCCUUGUUUAUUCUGCCGUCGGUCUGGCAUUUGAAGAGAUCUUGGUUGAUCUGGAUGCUGGAAAAGACAAUGACAUUUUUGACAUCAAUCAAGAACAGGGACUGAAUCUUUUUGAAGGAGACAUCCAGCUUGCUACAAAUGAAAGAAACUCAAUCAUUGGUGACCAGUAUCGGUGGCCAAUACCAGUUCCAUACUACUUAGAGGACAGCUUGGACAUUAAUGCAAAAGCACUUGUCUUAGAAGCUUUUGAACGUUACCGACUCAAAUCUUGUAUAGACUUCAAACCUUGGGAGGGGGAACCAAAUUACAUCUCAGUAUUCAAGGAAAGUGGAUGUUGGUCCUAUGUUGGGAAUUUACAUAGAGGAAAGCAGCAACUUUCACUUGGUAACAACUGUGACAGACUAGCUACAAUUCAGCAUGAGUUUCUCCAUGCUCUGGGGUUCUGGCAUGAACAAUCGCGGCCUGACCGAGAUGACUACGUCAUAAUUAUGUGGGAUAGAAUCCAGAGUGGAACUCAAAACAAUUUCAAUACAUAUAAUGAUACGCGGUCCACUGCUCUAAAUGUUCCAUAUGACUACACAUCGGUUAUGCAUUACAGUAAGACAGCCUUCCAGGUUGGCAGUGAACCCACCAUUGUAACUCGGAUAACAGCAUUCAGCGAUGUCAUUGGACAAAGAAUGGAUUUCAGCGACUAUGAUCUUGAAAAGCUUAAUCGUUUGUAUAACUGUUCUAACUUUCGAACGUUCCUGGACACAUGUGAUUUUGAGUAUAAUAAUAUCUGCGGAAUGAUACAAGGUACAGGAGAUAGUGCAGACUGGGAACAUGUCCUUCAAAACCCUACUGGACCCAGUAAUGAUCACACUAACUUGGGGAAGUGCAAAGACAGUGGUUAUUUCAUGCACUUCAGCACCAGGACACUAAGUACAGGAAAUACAGGACUGUUGGAAAGUCGUCUUUUUUACCCUAAAAGAGGAUUUCAGUGCUUGGAAUUCUUCUACUACCACAAUGGACAUGAAAGUGACCGCCUGAACAUCUGGAUCAGAGAAUACACAGAUGCUGCUCCAAAUGGCACACUGAAAUUUGUCACCACAGUUGACACUCAGCCUGCAGACUAUUGGCAGCUGUAUCAUGUGUCUCUAAACAUAAGCACAAAGUUCCGUGUUGUCUUUGAAGGGGUAAAAGGAACUGGAAACUCCAAUGGAGGUUUUUCGAUUGAUGACAUCAAUUUUUCUGAGGCUAAAUGCCCACAUUUUAUCUGGCAUAUCCGAAACUUUACAAACCAGCUCAAUAAUAUAACUCGUAGUCUAUUUAGUCCUCCCUAUUAUAACAAAGAUGGGUAUGCUUUCCAAGUGCAACUUACAGCCAUUAACUCUCCUGAGCAGUUCCAUGAGCUGGGAAUUUAUUUCCAUCUUAUUUCUGGACAUAAUGACAACCAACUGCAGUGGCCAUGUUCUCUAAGACAGGCAGCCAUGGUGCUGAUGGAUCAAAACCCAGAUAUUAGGAAGCGCAUGUCAAAUCUAAGAAGUAUUACCACAGAUUCCCAGCGACUGACCAAUGACGGAAACAUUUUCUGGGAUAAACCUGAGAGAGUAGGAAGCAGCGCCUCUUUUCCUAAUGGAACACAGUAUUUUCGUGGACCUGGACUUGGAACUUCAGCAUAUAUCACACAUGACAGGGUUCAUAGCAGAGAUUUCCUAAAAGGGGGUGAUGCAUUUCUUCUAAUAACAGUAGAAGAUGUAACAUAUCUAAAUACAACUCAGCCAGUGCCUCCAUCAACAACACCGGGAUCGGGAGCAACAACCAACACUACAACAACAUCAAGACCAGGAGAUACUGCAUGUGCAAAUUAUAAAUGUGAAAAUGAUGGUGUCUGUAUCACUGAGAAUAAUAAUCCAGUCUGCAGGUGUAAAGUUACUAAAGAUUGGUGGUAUGUGGGAGAUAAAUGUGAAACCAAAGUUUCCAGCCAAGACACAUUGGUGAUUGCCGUGUCAUCUUCUGUCGCCAUAUUUGUCGUCAUGUUAGCAGUCACGCUUGUCAGUGUGUACUGCUUGAAGAAGAAGCACAAAAAGCAACUUGCAGCGUCUGACGAAGAUUUAGACAUGUCUCUAUUUUCUGGUUUGAGGUAG
Nanorana parkeri is the source of this 2194-nucleotide messenger RNA. RefSeq names its product meprin A subunit beta (gene MEP1B). NCBI's taxonomy places the organism in Eukaryota, Metazoa, Chordata, Amphibia, Anura, Dicroglossidae. Gene Ontology annotation, cellular component: membrane. The coding region runs from base 17 to 2194 and encodes 725 amino acids. The record is from RefSeq and is a predicted model, not a curated record. Gene Ontology annotation, molecular function: protein binding; metalloendopeptidase activity; zinc ion binding. Gene Ontology annotation, biological process: proteolysis. The transcript has 17 exons.